Blepharisma stoltei is the source of this 638-nucleotide messenger RNA. The record is from the annotation of a GenBank genome assembly. Lineage: Eukaryota; Ciliophora; Heterotrichea; Heterotrichida; Blepharismidae.
AUGCCAAAGGGCAGCCGCAGAAGAAUUUACAUUGGCCGUCUCGACAAGAGAACCCGUGCUAGGGACCUGGAGGAUGUGUUUAACCGCUAUGGUCGCAUUCGAGACGUAGAGUUAAAGAGAGACUACGCUUUCAUUGUAUGUCCCGACGUUAGGAGUAUUACGAGCCCCGAGACGCUGAAGACGCAAUCCGUGACAUGGACGGCAGGAAGCUGGACGGAUCUCGCGUUAUCGUAGAAUGGGCAGGGUCAAACCGCAGUGGCCACGGAUCCGCAAACGAAGACACUUGUUUCAAUUGUGGACAAACUGGACAUUGGUAAUUAUCACAUAGGGCGAAUAACUGCAAAGAAGGUGACUGAAAAGAUAAAUGCUAUAGGUGUGGCAAAAAAGGCCAUAUGAAAAGAGACUGUCAAAGCUCCAGGUCUAGAUCAAGAUCUAGAGAAAGAAAUAGAGGAAGAAAUUCCUCAAGAGACAGAGAUGCCAAUAGAACACGAAAUGGGUCAAGGGACAGGAAAAGAGAUAGGGACGACUCAGCUGAUAGAAAUAGAGAAGAGGCAAGAGAAAGAUCGAGAGAAAACUCAGAAUCUGCAGAAAAAAAUAGCAAAAUUGAGUCACCUGUCAGAGAGGAAUAUGAAUCUUAG